CACAGCGGUGGUUGAAAUCGCCAAAGUUGGAAAUUCACUGUACAGAGAAGAAAUAAAGAAUAAAUUAGAGGAAUUCGGAUCCUUACCGGACCCGACCCGCCGUAGUUCUCAGGUCGACGGCGUUCAUCCUUUUCUGAUCACUGCUUCAGAAUCCUCCAACAUCUUUCCGCAAGUGGCAACUACGGUCGAGAUCUCACCUUCUUCAUCAAUGUUCUGGGUUGAAUGAACUAUGGGAGAACCCUCUCUUACCAAUGAGCAAUCAUCUCGCGUGGAACACUGUGAGAAUCGUAAAGAGGGAGAUGAAGAUGCUCCAAUUUCAGAGUUAGGUGGUCAUCAUGGAAGGAAGGAAUUUGUUGUACCUGCUGUUGGAAUGGAAUUUGAGUCUUACGAGGAUGCUUACAAUUACUAUAAUUGUUAUGCUAAGGAAGUUGGUUUUCGUGUUAGAGUGAAAAAUUCGUGGUUUAAGAGGAAUAGUAGAGAAAAGUAUGGUGCGGUACUCUGUUGCAGCAGCCAAGGUUUCAAAAGAAUUAAAGAUGUCAACCGAUUAAGAAAGGAUACGAGAACUGGUUGUCCUGCAAUGAUAAGGAUGAGGCUAAUGGACUCACAAAGAUGGAGGGUUCUUGAAGUUUCAACAGAGCAUAACCAUUUAUUAGGUUCUAAGAUAUACAAAUCGAUGAAGAAGAUGAAUGGUGGUGCUAAAAGGAAAAUACAAUUGAGCUCUGAUGCAGAUGAUCGAACUAUCAAAUUGUAUCGAGCGCUUGUGAUUGAUGCUGGUGGCAGUGGGACCUCAGAUUCUAGUGUAAAAAAGAUUAGGAUUUUUCCUGACCAUCCAGAUCAUUUGAACCUUAAAAAAGGUGAUUCACAAGCCAUUUAUAACUACCUAUGUCGCAUGCAGUUGACUAACCCGAACUUCUAUUACUUGAUGGAUCUCAAUGACGAAGGUCGCCUACGUAAUAUGAUUUGGGUUGAUGCACGAUCAAGAGCUGCAUGUGCUUUUUUUGGCGAUGUUGUCUGCUUGGACAAUUCAUAUUUGUCCAAUAAAUUUGAGAUUCCUCUUGUGGCAUUUGUUGGAAUAAAUCACCAUGGUCAGUCAGUGCUGCUUGGUUGUGGCCUCUUGGCUGGUGAGACAACAGAAUCUUAUACUUGGUUAUUUAGAGCUUGGCUGUCGUGUAUGUCGGGCCGCUCUCCUCAAACAAUUAUUACAGAUAGGUGCCAGCAUUUGCAAACUGCAAUUGCAGAGGUAUUCCCAAAGUCUCAACAUCGCUUUGGUUUGUCUUUUAUCAUGAAGAAAGUGCCUGAGAAGCUGGGAGGACUGCGGAAUUAUGAUGCCAUCAGAAAGGCAUUUAAUAAAGCAGUUUAUGAAACUCUGAAAGUGAUUGAAUUUGACUCUGCUUGGAGAUUCAUGAUCCAGCGAUUUGGAAUUGGCGAUCAUGAAUGGCUUAGAUCUGUAUUUGAAGACCGAGGUCGGUGGGCUCCUGUUUAUUUGAAAGACACAUUUUUUGCUGGGAUGUCUUCCAUGCGCCGAGGGGAGAAGCUAAAUCCCUUCUUUGAUAAGUAUGUCCACAAACAAACCCCAUUGAAGGAAUUUCUUGACAAGUACGAACUGGCUUUACAAAAGAAGCACAAGGAAGAGACCUCUGCCGAUAUGGAAUCAAGAAACUCUUCCCCCACUUUAAAAACGAGAUGUUCUUUUGAGUUGCAGCUCUCCAAAGUGUUUACAAGAGAAAUAUUCACAAAAUUCCAGUUUGAAGUUGAAGAAAUGUAUUCAUGCUUCAGCACAACGCAGCUACAAGUUGAUGGUCCGUUGGUCAUAUUCUUGGUGAAGGAACGUGUAGUGAGUGAUGGUAACAGAAGGGAGAUUCGAGAAUACGAGGUUCUUUAUAACAGAACAGCAGGUGAAGUUCGUUGUAUAUGCAGUUGCUUCAACUUCUAUGGAUAUCUAUGUCGCCAUGCGUUGUGUGUACUUAAUUUCAAUGGGGUCGAGGAGAUUCCUUCUAGGUACGUCUUAUCACGAUGGAAAAAGGAUUACAAGAGAUUGUAUGUUUCAGAUUAUGAAACCAAUAUUUCUGAUGACACCGAGCGCGUGCAAUGGUUCAAUCAGUUGUACAAAAGUGCCUUACAAGUUGUAGAAGAAGGUGCGAUUUCUCUUGAUCAUUACAAAGCUGCAUUGCAAGCUUUUGAGGAAUCAUUAAGUAAGGUUCACGAAGUAGAAAAGAAGCAUGAAUAACUCUGCUCGAAGGCUGAAGCUUGAUUGAAAUGACAUGCUCAUCUUGAUAGAUAUAGUUUUUUUGUUAUACCAUUUGAUAGGAAAUUUUUACUGUGAAUUAGUGUAAAGUCUUCUUCACUUUCUUUUUUUUCUUUUUUUUUUUUUUUUUUUUUUGUGAAUCUGGUGCCUGUUUAUCUCUUCUCCAUGAAAUUGGAGGUAUUAAAAGCAAGAAGAAUGGGGGAGAUUUAAUUUAAAGAGUUAUAGGAUAAGUAUUGAGAUUUUAUUUUUGAUCAAAAGGGAAGAGGGGAGAAAAUUGGGAAGUUGUGUGUCAUUGGAGGGGAAAUUUUUGUUCCUGGGUAUUGACAGCAAAAAUUCUAAUUUUAAUUAUCUUAAUUUGAAGACAAUGAGAUCCAACCGAUAAUAUCUCCUUCACCAAA
This is a messenger RNA of Cucumis melo (muskmelon), 2643 nucleotides long. Its product is annotated as protein FAR1-RELATED SEQUENCE 6. The record is from RefSeq and is a predicted model, not a curated record. The coding region runs from base 230 to 2227 and encodes 665 amino acids. Lineage: Eukaryota; Viridiplantae; Streptophyta; Magnoliopsida; Cucurbitales; Cucurbitaceae. Gene Ontology annotation, molecular function: zinc ion binding. Gene Ontology annotation, biological process: regulation of DNA-templated transcription. The transcript is spliced from 2 exons.